AUUCACUUCAAAAGUAAAGGGCGCGUGUUCUGUGCUGAGAUUUUUUUUGAUAAAGGAUUCACUUGCGAAAGCAUGUGUUCCACACGAAUAGCAAUGGCAUUCCAGGAUUUAAGGAUUACCUGGACACUGCUGGCGAUGCUGGUCGUAGUUCGACAAACGUAUGGCAUUUACGACCCGCGAACCAACUCCGGUCCAAAUGUAAACAUGAUGCCCCAAGUCCACGGAGACUACAGUAAGGUGCACACUCACAAAUCUCGUGCGUAUGAACCAAACUACGCCCGAAGCGACCACAAUCUGCACUAUCACUCGUCUGCGUCCAGUCACCAACCCGUAUAUGUACCGGCCUCUUCAACACCCACUCGAACGGAACCUCCCGUUCAGCAGCAUCGUUCGGAAAAGCUUCAAUCUCCAAACUACGGUUACGGCAACGAAAACGCUAUCCUGGAUGCCAGCAAUCCAAAACUUAGGAAUAAGCAACCAACCGAUGGCGGCGAUACCUUUUCCGGAUUACAGUGCCCCCCUCUGCAAUCGGGGCAGUUUGUCUACAUAAUGGAUUGUAGACAGUUUUUAAACUGUUGGAAAGGUCGCGGAUAUAUACAGAGCUGUGCUCCGGGCACGCUGUUCAACCCGGACACGAGACAAUGCGAUCAACCAUCUAAGGUAAACUGCAUCACGUCCUCCACGAUGGACGACUACCGGAGUUUGGCCAGGCUAAGGAAACCGAAAAGCGCUCAGUUGGCGGCCUACGAACAGGGUGAUUAUGACGAUAAUUCCUAUCAACCUUCGAGCGCAGUACAGAUCCGAUGUCCACCGGACGUUAUAGGACUACGAGCCCAUCCGACUGACUGCAGAAAGUUCUUGAACUGUAACAACGGAGCUACCGCGAUUCAGGACUGUGGACCAGGCACGGCCUUCAACCCAAUGAUAUCCGUGUGCGAUCACAUCCACAACGUGGACUGUAACAGGAAUGAAAAUCUAGUUCAACAUGGCCCAACCAAGCCAACCAAUCCGGAUGCGGAGGAGAUCGACGUUGAAAAUGUGACAUACGACAUUGACAUACGUUUCCAGGUUGACGAAAAGCCACUGACAAAUUCUGCCCCGAACAUUCCUCUCCAAGCUUCAAGACCUAUUUAUCAGCGACCGGCAGCUAGUGACAUACGGCCUGUCUACGUAGCACCUCCGAGCACCACACCAUCCACUACGACCCCAAAGAUGAACCAAGCCAACACUAGAUUCAAUCCAACCUACUACCAAUCGGGGGUCACUCCCAAUUCCCGAGAACUGUCAUUUGGCACUACAGAACUGCCGCUCAGUGAAGCUUUAAAAAUGCUCCUCAAACCAUACAUGGGUAGCAAAGAUGUCGCCAUGAACAUGACCGGUCUCCAUUCUAAGAUGGACCCGACCACAACUCCACCCGCUCAACCAUCUGACCUAAACGUCCUGGGAAUCAAUCAAAGCCCCAAGACUUCCGCAUACAUUGCAUCACCAUACGAAAUCAACUCCCAGCUGGGUGGUUACCAAUCUGUCGUCUACGGAAUGCCAACCAACAGACCUCCGGUACCUUACCAACCCCCGUACUUCAAUUCAAACCUCAACCGGCAGCACGCCGCGGCACCAUUUGUACCCCAACAACAGCAACGAUUCUAUCCUGCCGUCCGACCACGGAGUACCACACCACCUCCAGCUAUCAGAAGCCGUUUUGGCGAGGGUUCUUCCCAGUGGCGACCGAUGGCUACCAUCACAACCACCCAACGCCCCACGACGACUGCUGAUCCAUGCGAGGGAAAGUUCCUUUGUGGUAAUGGCCGAUGUAUCGACCAGGCCAAGGUUUGCAACGGGAAGGACGACUGUGGAACUCGAGCUGACGAAGGGAACUGUAGCCACAUUGGCUACGAAGUGCGGCUGUCCAACAAACACCACGGACGAGUGGAAAUGAAGGUGUUCAACAAAUGGGGCUACGUAUGCGACGAUAACUUCAGUUUGGAAGCUGGAAAUGUGCUUUGUCGGGAGCUGGGCUACGAAUCCGGUGCCUUGGAGCUGAAGCCGAAUUCGUUCUACCCGGCGAAUUCCGCCUUGAUGAAGAAUGAUGGAACUCCGAUAUUCAUCAUGGACGAGGUCAGAUGUAACGGCAAUGAGAGCUCCUUGAGAGAAUGCGACUUUUCCGGGUGGGGUGUGCACGACUGUAAUGCCGAGGAAGUGCUGGGCUUGGUUUGUAAGACUCCUGUGAUGACUUGCCCGAACGACUACUGGCUUUGUGACACAUCGGCCGAGUGCGUUCCGGUGAGUUUCCUGUGCGAUAAUGUUAACGACUGCGCGGACGGUUCGGACGAGAGUGUCACCCAUUGCAAUGCUCCACUGGAGAUUAGAUUGAUGGACGGUCCAACCAAGCAGGAAGGUCGUGUUGAAGUCAAGUACCGAGGAAUCUGGGGCACCAUAUGUGACGACGAUUUCGGAAUUCAUGAAGCACGCGUAGUCUGCCGGCAAAUUGGGUACAACGGGACGGCAGAAGUGCGCAAGAACAAGUACAAACAGGGCACGGGCCAAAUUUGGCUUGAUCAGGUGGCCUGCAACGGUAACGAGUCCUCGAUUGACGAUUGCAUACAUUGGCACUGGGGUGAGCACAACUGUGGACACGGUGAGGAUGUGGGCAUCAAGUGUGGACUGUCGCAAACGCCUAGGCCAACUUCGGCACAACUUCGGGCAUCUGGUAAAUCGUUCAAGUUUGACUUCGUUGAAAAGUCCAGCAAAAUCUACCCGGAUAGCUGCGGACAGUUGAAGAUCGAUCCAAGCCUUGUGAAACCAUCGUACGGUUCUCGGGUGGUUCACGGUGGAGAAACCGUGUAUGGCCACCAUCCGUGGCAAGCUGCCUUGAGGGCUAAGAAGCAAGGCAAGUCCGUACAUUGGUGUGGAGCAGUGUUGAUUUCCAAGCACCACAUCUUGACGGCAGCUCACUGCUUGAUCGGUUAUCCGAAGGGAGCGUACAUGAUUCGUAUCGGUGACUACAAUACGGAUGCGCUGGAGCAGGCGGAGAUCGAUAUCUUCAUCGAGGAUUACUACAUCCAUGAGAACUUCCGAGUGGGACAUCACAUGAACAACGACAUUGCUGUGAUACUGUUGAAGACGCCGAUCAGAUUCAGCGAAUUUGUCCAGCCGGUUUGUCUGCCGUCGAAGGGCCAGCCCUACCAAGAGGGCAUGAACUGUACGAUUUCCGGAUGGGGUUCGACGCAGUCCGGUUCGUCUGUCCACUCCUUGGAGCUGAGAGCCGCCAAGGUUCCGCUGCUUUCGGACGCCACGUGCAACCAGCCGGAAGUGUACGGUAACAACAUCACCGAGGGAAUGUUCUGCGCCGGUGCCCUGGACGGCGGUGUUGACGCUUGCGAAGGCGAUUCCGGUGGGCCGUUGGUGUGCAACAGUGAACGUGGUCACACACUGUACGGAAUCAUUUCCUGGGGUCUUCACUGCGGCUAUGCCAACAAGCCCGGAGUCUACGUGAAGGUGGCCCACUAUCUGGAUUGGAUCGAACAAAAGUUGAAGCAAUCGCUGCACAUGUACGGUGUGUAGCCGGGCAUUGACGUACCUUAAUACCAGACCAAAGUAAAAUACUCAAAUCUAUAGGGAGUAGUCAAUAGAGAAAUGAAAAAAAGGUCUACUGAAUUUUACUAUUUUUAUAUGAAUAAAAAUAAUGUUUUUUUUAUUAUACACAA
Messenger RNA from Ochlerotatus camptorhynchus, 3704 nucleotides. RefSeq names its product Tequila (gene teq). The transcript has 5 exons. Gene Ontology annotation, molecular function: serine-type endopeptidase activity; chitin binding; protein binding. Bases 73 to 3561 code for a protein of 1162 amino acids. Gene Ontology annotation, cellular component: extracellular region; membrane. NCBI's taxonomy places the organism in Eukaryota, Metazoa, Arthropoda, Insecta, Diptera, Culicidae. Gene Ontology annotation, biological process: proteolysis. The record is from RefSeq and is a predicted model, not a curated record.